CCCCUCUGGGCUUCACCGCCCACCCAACCUCCAAUGUCUUUGGAGUCACCACAAAUACAAAAAAGCCUAAACAGCUUUAGGCAGUCACUGGGUCUAGUCAGUAGAGGAGCAUCAAGCUCAGACCUCCACGCUGCUGGAAGGAUCUAUUACAUUGAAAAAAAUUUGCAGAAGGCACAGUGUGACCAGACUGCUGCCUGAAAGGGAACAGAGCUGAGAGCACUGAGGACUGUGAGCAGAGCCUUCUGAAUCAGAAGACCUCGAGAGGAAAGCCAAGAUGUGGAAGAAGUCAAAGGUGACCGAUCAAACUGCCGCUGGGCAGGCGGUCGACGAUUCAGAAGGAGUUCAACCAGACGACAAAGGCAUCAAGAUAAAGUCGAAGGUGCCCGGUGUCAUGAUAACGCAGUUUACGGAGGAACUUCCAGAGGGAAUGACAACUCCAGAUUUUACCCGCAAACCAAUUGCUCUGACUAUUCAAGAGGGUAAAUUUGGAUGCUUUAAGGCCAAAGUUGUGGGCACCCCAACACCUACUGUAACGUGGAGCAGAGCAACCGGAGAUUUGCAUUUUCACCCCGAAAUGUGCCUACAAAAGUAUGAUGACGUAACCGGCGAACAUACCAUUGAGUUCCCUAAGGUCUCUCCGGAGGAUGCUGACACCUACAAGUGUUUUGCAACAAAUGAAUAUGGAAGGGCUGUUUGCACUGUUGUCUUGAAUGUUAUUUCAGUUGGAUUCUCUAAGAGCAAGGAACUUCAAAAGCAAUCAGGAGAAGAUGUAACGGACUUAAGAAAAAAGCUGAAAAAACGUAAUCCUGAUGGAACACGUGAGCAAAAGCCAAUGGAGCCAGAAGAGAAGAUCUGGGAAAUUCUCCUUAGCGCAGACAAGAAAGACUACGAGCGCAUCUGUGCAGAGAAUGGUAUCACAGACUUCCGCCGCAUGCUAAAGAAACUCAAUGAAAUGAAGAAAGAGAGAGAGGAAGAGAUUGCAGAGUUUGUUUCACACAUUGGUACCUUGAAACCUAUUGAAGUCACUGACAAGGACUGUGCAACAAUUGAAUUGGAAAUGGACCUCAAAGAUCCUAGCAGCAAAGUUUUCCUGUACAAGAAUGGCGUCAUGGUUCCAUUCACCAUAGAAGACAGCGAGGAAAUGAAGCAUAGCUUGAAACAAGUUGGCAAGAAAUUUAUAUUCAAAAUUGGUAAACUAAGUUCAGAAGAUGCUGGACUCUACUCAGUGGAUGUUGGGGGCGUCAAUGUAUUCUCCACAGAAUUUAAAGUGCCUGAAGUUGACUUUGCUGUCAAAAUACAAGAGGUUACAGCAGAAGAACGAGGAGACGCCCUUUUCCAAUGUGUCCUGACUGCCCCUCUGAAUGAGCUCAAAUGGUUGGGCAAAAGCGCUCCGCUGACCAAUGGUGAAAAAUUUGAAAUCACUGUAUCUGAAGAUAAGCUUAUCCACAAGUUGAUUGUGCGGGACUGUAUGCCUUUGGACGCUGGUAUCUACGCUGCUGUGGCAGGAAUCAAAUCAUGUAAUGCCUGGCUUAUAGUUGAAGACCCAGGAGUUCACUUUCACGCUGGGCUUUCUGACUGCAAAGCCAUUGUUGGAGAAGCAGCAGAGCUGGAGUGUAAAGUGAGCAAUGAAGACUGUGAGGGAAUCUGGUACAAAGAUGGAGAUGAGAUUAAAUCAUCUGAGGGUAUAACCAUUUCAAAGGAAGGAACUUUCCACAGGCUGAAAAUUCACAAAGUCACAGAGGAAUUUGCUGGGAAAUAUAAAUUUGAAGCAGAUGGGCGGAAGACGGAGUCCUUGAUUAUUGUUGAAGACCCACCAAGAUUUUCCACUGAGGACCUGGAAGCAUUUAAAAUCCCUGCAACCGUGAAAAAGGGACAAAAAGCUACCUUCAAACUACCUUAUGUUGGACGGGAACCUAUAAAAAUCCAGUGGUACCUUGAGGGUGAAGAGCUUUCAGAAGAAGCAAAUAUUAAGUUUGAUCACUCGGAGGGUUGUACCUCUCUGUUCCUAACUAAGCUGCAGCGCAAGGACAGCGGUGAAGUCAAAUUAAAACUCAAAAAUGAGUUUGGCACUAUCGAGGCCUUCACCCAGUUAGUUGUAAUGGAUAAACCCACUCCUCCAAUGGGACCUCUGGAAAUUGUUGAAGCCUCCUCCUCUGCACUUGAAUUCAAGUGGAGGCCCCCAAAAGACAGUGGUGGCUGCAAGAUAGGCAACUAUAUCCUUGAACGAAAUCAAGUUGGCCGCAACACCUGGAAGAAGCUGGGGCCAAUUGGUCCAGAGGCCAAAUACAGGGACACUGAUGUGGACCAUGGCAGGCGGUACUGCUAUCGCAUCAGAGUGGAGACUGAAAUGGGCACCAGUGAGCUGAUGGAAACAGAGGACAUUCAAGCUGGAACAAAAGCAUACCCUGGACCUCCAUCAGCCCCAAAGGUUGUGAGUGCCUUCAAGAACUGUAUCAACCUCUCUUGGUCUCCUCCAGCCGACACUGGAGGAACCAAUAUUCUGGGAUACAAACUUGAAAAACGCAAGAAGGGCAGCAACUUGUGGGGCGUAGUAAACACACCUGAUGACAUGAUCAAAGGUAAGGGAGUCGGCGUUAAAGAUGUUGUUGAGGGCAUGGAGUACGAAUUCCGUGUGGCAGCAAUCAACAACUCUGGAGCGGGUGAAUUCAGUACACCAUCUGAGUUUGUGUUUGCCAGAGAUCCUAAAAAGCCUCCUGGUAAAGUCAUAGACUUUAAAGUGACAGAUUCCACCUACACAACCCUGUCUCUGUCUUGGACCAAACCCAAGGACAUUGAGGGGGUUGAGGAUGAAGCCAAAGGAUAUUUUGUGGAGAUCAGGCCUGCAGAAAAUACGGAAUGGGAUCGCUGCAAUGCAAAUGCAAUAACCUUGACUUUCUAUACAGUGAAAGGCUUGAAGUCAAUGGCCAUGUACUGGGUGAGAGUCAUUGCUACUAAUGAUGGAGGACAGGGUGAGCCACAGGAGCUGGAUAAUUACAUCCUUGCUAUGCCCCCUCCAGUGAGACCACGAUUCACGGAUGCCAAAAUGAAGAGUUUCAUGGUAGUGAGAGCAGGAAAUUCUGCGCGUUUCAACAUUAACUUUGAGGCCUCUCCUUGGCCUGAGGUCAUCUGGCUGAAAGAUGGAGUGCCGGUGUCUAAAAAGGUGACCAUUAGCAAUUCAGAGGGAACCUCCCAGCUUCUGAUUCCUUCUGCUGAGCGCACAGAUACUGGAAUCUACACUAUUAUUGUCAAGAAUAUUGUCGGCCAAGAAUCAUUCAGCACUGAAAUUAGAGUCACAGAUGAGCCAAAGCCACCAGGUCCCGUGGAGACAGACGAAAAUGUGCCUGGCACAGUGACCGUUUCAUGGACUGCAUCUCCAGAUGAGAAACGUGAUGACAGGCUGCACUACAUGGUGACCAAGCGUGAUUCAACUAAGACAGCAUGGCACACCAUUGGAGAUCACAUCUUCAACAACAGAUUCACAGUCUGCAACAUAAUGCCGGGCAGAGAAUACCAGUUCAGAGUCUAUGCAAAGAAUGACAUGGGCGCCUCCAAACCCUCUGAAUCACAAAAGUGGCUAAUUCCUGUUAAAAAAGAAAAGUUUACUAUAAACAUGCCAGAAACAAAGGCAUGUGAUCUACAGUGUCCCCCCAAGUUCAUUGUCCCCCUGAAAAUGCACACUGCUCCUCAAGGGUAUGAAUGCUACAUGAGCUGUGCUAUAAAAGGGGAUCCAACACCUCAUGUGACAUGGCUCCGCAACAGUAUCAGUCUGAAUACCAACACUAACUACUUCAUCUCCAACACCUGCGGAGUCUGUUCUCUGCUCAUAUUGAGGGUUGGACCUAAAGACUUCGGGGAGUACAAAGUUGUUGCAGAAAGCGCUUUGGGGAGGGCGGAGUGCACCACUAAACUCACAGUCAGAGAAUAAAUGAACACGCUGAAGAUCUUAGAAGAAUUGUUCUAAAGCGCUUACAGAAACCAAAUGGUGGUAAUUGCAUACUGCAUCUUUAGUGUUAAGCAAAUUCUGUCAAAUGUAGAAUGAAUGAUUAUUUAAGAUUGCCCGCGAUACUUUUCUUAAAGGUAGUUAACUCGAUGACAAAUUCCUAUAGAGGCUGGCAUUUACUAAAGUUUAA
Messenger RNA from Etheostoma spectabile (orangethroat darter), 4130 nucleotides. Its product is annotated as immunoglobulin-like and fibronectin type III domain-containing protein 1. Gene Ontology annotation, cellular component: M band. The transcript has 24 exons. The record is from RefSeq and is a predicted model, not a curated record. Gene Ontology annotation, biological process: sarcomere organization. The coding region runs from base 275 to 3925 and encodes 1216 amino acids. NCBI's taxonomy places the organism in Eukaryota, Metazoa, Chordata, Actinopteri, Perciformes, Percidae. Gene Ontology annotation, molecular function: protein binding.